GAUUAGUUUAAUUAUUAUGAUGAGAAAGGGAAUCUAUUUCCCAUCCUAUGAAGUUCACAAAAAGACAUUUUUGUAGUGAACCUAAUUAGAUUGACUAGUUUUUUUUUUUCUUUUUUGCCAAUGAACUUCUGUGGUCAAUCUCCUAUAAAUGUAGCAUGAUUCUCUAGCUUUGGAAAUUAUCCCAGUCUUCGACUCACAAAUUAAAGGCUCAAAUAUCCUCCAUACAAAACUAAAAAUAGCAAGUAUGGAUAACCAGAAAAUUCACAUGAAUGGAGGUGAUGGCCCUAAGAGCUACGCUAAAAAUUCUGAAUUCCAGAAACAACUAGUUGGAUAUUCGAAGAAAUUAAUCGAUGAGUUGAUUGACCAGCAGCUUGAUGUGGGAAUAAACCCUCAUUUUGAUCCUUGUAACCCAUUUCGUAUUGCAGAUUUUGGGUGCUCUAUCGGACGAAACACCUAUCUUGCUGCUCAAAAUAUAAUUGAAGCAGUGGAACAAAAGUAUAAGUCUAAUGAAGAAGACCAAGAGAACCCUCAAUUAGUACCAGAAUUCCUUAUGUUCUUUAAUGAUCUAGUCCAAAACGAUUUCAACACCCUUUUCAAUUACAUAGAUAGCAACAAACCAAACUACUUCAUUGCAGGAGUCCCAGGUUCUUUCCAUGGAAGAGUAUUUCCAAAGGCUUUCCUACACUUUGCCCACAGCUCUACGGCACUACUAUAUCUGUCAAGGAUUCCCGAAAAGGUCAUGGAUAGAAAGUCAGCAGCAUGGAACAAGGGAAGAAUUCAUUACAGUUGCAGUGGGGCAGCAAAAGAAGUAGAGGCAGCAUAUUCAAAUCAGUUCAGAAAAGAUGUAGAAUCCUUUUUGGACGCAAGGGCUGAAGAGCUGGUUCCAGGAGGAUUAAUGGUGAUCAUAACUCUUGGUCUUCUUGAGGGAGUGCUUGCUUCUGAGUGUGCCAUGGGGGUCACUUUCAGCAUUAUUGGAUCUUGCCUACAUGAUAUGGCCAACAUGGGCACUGUAUCUGAAGAAAAGUUGGACUCUUUCAACCUUCCAUACUAUUACACAUCUCAAAUGGAAUUGGAAACACUGAUAAAGGCACAUGGAUGCUUUGACAUCGCAAGGUUUGAGAAGCUUCCUUCUCCACUGAGGCAAGUUGUACAUGAUGUCCAAACUGUAAUCUUAUCUAUACGAGUAGUGACAGAGGCACUAUUUGAGCAACACUUCGGGAAAGACAUUACUGAGGAAUUGUUUCGACGUUGCGCUGAAAAGUUUGAAUCACAUCCAGUUAUAUACGAUGAUAAAUAUCGAACAGAGGCCAGCUACUUUGUGUUUCUCAAGCGUAAAACCAAAACAUCCAAAUCAGGAACCUACGUUGGUUCUUAAAACUUAUCAUGUGCCUCAACACUUUGUUAUUGUGCACCUGUUUGCAAAGGCGAAUCCAAGACAUAGAGUCGGGGCAUUCAGAAAGCGUGUGAUCGUGUUGUAUUUGUGAAUUUUAAUUUUUUUCUGCAUAUGGCAUAAAUAGUUCGAGGGGAGAACAAUGAGCUCAGUUAAACAUAUGAUCAUAUCGGAUUUUACUGAGGCUUUGCUAUAAAA
Messenger RNA from Lycium barbarum (goji berry), 1588 nucleotides. Its product is annotated as loganic acid O-methyltransferase-like. Gene Ontology annotation, molecular function: S-adenosylmethionine-dependent methyltransferase activity. Gene Ontology annotation, biological process: methylation. Lineage: Eukaryota; Viridiplantae; Streptophyta; Magnoliopsida; Solanales; Solanaceae. The coding region runs from base 245 to 1375 and encodes 376 amino acids. The record is from RefSeq and is a predicted model, not a curated record. The transcript is spliced from 4 exons.